GGGUUAUCAAGGAAGCGGAAUCUGAAAAGCCCAGGGAACCGAGUGCAGGUAGAGCAACUUUUCUGCAAUAAAGGUCAAAGCUGCCACAGUGGCUGCUUCUCCCCUCCCGUGAGGAGGCACCAAGGCCUGCAGAAGGACUGGUGAACUGAGAAACCAAGCUCACCUGGCCACUAUUGCCCUGAACUGCCAGGAACCUGAGAAGAUGAAGGCAUCCUUGGUUCUUUCCCUCCUUGGCUACCUAGUGGUUCCAAGUGGCGCUGCUAUCAUGGGGCGCUGCGUGGUGGCUAAGAAGCUCAAAGAUGGAGGCCUGGAUCAUUUCGAGGGCUACAGCCUUGCAAACUGGGUGUGCCUGGCUUAUUUUGAGAGCAAGUUCAACCCCACGGCGGUCUACGAGAACCUCCAACGUGACUACACUGGCUACGGCCUCUUUCAGAUCCCCAACCGUGACUGGUGCGACACGGGCAAGAACCGCUGCCACAUGUCCUGCUCUGCUUUACUGAAUCCAGAUUUGAAGAAGACAAUUGAAUGUGUUAAGAAAAUCGUAAAAGAUAAGGAAGGGUUGGGAGCAUGGCCCUCCUGGUCCCUGAACUGCCAGUACUCAGACACUCUGGAACGGUGGUUGGAUGGAUGCAGGCUGUAGCCGCAGGGGUGGCCCUGACGCCAUUCUCUGGUGGUACCUUCCAAAUGAAGAUGCUUUUCUGUUUGCUGCCUUCAUGCAAUCCUGUUGAUUAUCUCUCAGCUUGACAGCUCCAUCAGAUGGAAAAGGACGAAAGUUUGCUUCCUCCAGGGAUGCGGGAUGUAGAAUAAACCAGCUGCUUACUCAACCUGGA
This is a messenger RNA of Leopardus geoffroyi (Geoffroy's cat), 830 nucleotides long. RefSeq names its product lysozyme like 4 (gene LYZL4). Gene Ontology annotation, molecular function: lysozyme activity. Gene Ontology annotation, biological process: fusion of sperm to egg plasma membrane involved in single fertilization. Gene Ontology annotation, cellular component: acrosomal vesicle; sperm flagellum. The record is from RefSeq and is a predicted model, not a curated record. The transcript is spliced from 5 exons. Bases 203 to 640 code for a protein of 145 amino acids. NCBI's taxonomy places the organism in Eukaryota, Metazoa, Chordata, Mammalia, Carnivora, Felidae.